UGGUGUGAAGUUAAAUAAUUAAAAAUAAUAAAAUAUUUGAAAUAUGUUGACUAAAUUUGAGACAAAGUCGGCUCGUGUGAAAGGUUUGUCCUUCCACCCUAAACGUCCAUGGGUCCUAACUAGUCUGCACAGUGGCAUCAUCCAACUCUGGGACUACCGAAUGUGCACACUGAUUGAUAAAUUUGAUGAACAUGAAGGACCAGUAAGAGGCAUAAGUUUCCACAGCCAGCAGCCAUUGUUUGUGUCUGGAGGGGAUGAUUACAAAAUUAAGGUCUGGAAUUACAAGCAGCGUAAAUGUCUCUUUACAUUACUUGGACAUCUGGAUUACAUCCGCAUGACCACUUUCCAUCAUGAAUAUCCUUGGAUCUUGAGUUGUUCAGAUGAUCAAACAAUCAGGAUUUGGAAUUGGCAGUCAAGAAGUUGUUUGAGCGUGCUAACAGGACACAGUCAUUAUGUGAUGUGUUGCCAGUUCCAUCCAACUGAGGACAUGAUCGUGUCUGCGUCUCUUGAUCAAACUGUUCGAGUCUGGGAUAUUUCAGGACUUCGCAAGAAGAAUGUGGCACCUGGACCGUCAGGGAUUGCUGAUCAGUUCAGAAACCCUGGAACCACGGAACUGUUUGGUCAGACCGAUGCCAUUGUAAAGCAUGUUUUGGAAGGGCAUGACAGAGGUGUCAACUGGGUCUGCUUCCAUCCAACUCUUCCUCUCAUUGUGUCUGGGGCCGACGAUAGGCAGGUCAAGCUGUGGAGGAUGAAUGAGUCAAAAGCCUGGGAGGUGGACACCUGCAGGGGUCACUACAACAACGUCUCCUGCGUCCUCUUCCAUCCCAGACAGGAACUCAUCAUCAGCAACUCUGAAGAUAAGAGCAUCAGGGUCUGGGAUAUGACUAAAAGGACUUGCUUGAACACAUUCCGACGUGAGCAUGACAGAUUCUGGGUACUUGGUGCUCAUCCGACACUCAAUCUCUUUGCUGCGGGACACGACAGUGGCAUGAUCAUCUUCAAAUUGGAACGUGAGAGACCCGCGUUUGCAGUGCACCAGAACAUUCUCUACUACAUUAAGGAGAAGUAUCUGAGGAAGUUGGACUUCAACACCUCCAAAGACGUGGCAGUCAUGCAGCUCAGAGGGAGUGGGAAAGUUCCAAUAUAUUCCAUGUCCUACAAUCCAGCUGAGAACGCCAUCCUACUAACCACUAGAGCUGCUAAUUUAGAAAACAGCACCUAUGAUUUGUACACCAUCCCAAAAGAUUCAGACUCGCAAAAUCCUGAUGCCCCGGAGAGCAAGAGGUCAGCAGGCGUGGCAGCAGUGUGGGUGGCCAGGAACAGAUUUGCCGUACUCGACAGAUCACAUACUGUGGUAGUGAAAAACUUGAAGAAUGAGAUAACGAAAAAGAUUCAGGUCCCCAGCUGUGAUGAUAUCUUCUACGCGGGCACUGGAUGUCUGCUCUUGAAAGAUGCUGAUGGAAUCGUACUUUAUGAUGUGCAACAAAAGAGGGUGCUAGGCAGUAUGAAAGCUCCGAAAGUGAAACACGUCUUCUGGUCGGCUGACAUGUCACAUUUUGCGACUGUUUCUAAACAUCACAUUCAUAUCUGCAACAAGAAACUUGAGAGUCUGUGUACCAUGCACGAGACGGUCCGUGUGAAGAGUGGAGCCUGGGAUGAGAAUGGUGUCUUCAUCUACACGACCAGCAACCACAUCAAAUACGCUCUUACUAAUGGUGACUACGGCAUCAUACGAACUCUGGAUCUGCCCAUCUACAUAACUCGCAUCAAGGGCAACAGCAUCUACUGCCUGGACCGCGAGUGCAGAACGAGGGUGCUUGGCAUCGAUUCUACCGAGUACAAGUUCAAGUUGGCUCUCAUCAAUAAGAAAUAUGAUGAGGUGUUGCACAUGGUGAAAAAUGCCAAACUUGUCGGUCAAUCCAUCAUUGCUUACCUCCAGAAGAAGGGCUACCCAGAGGUGGCACUUCACUUUGUUAAAGAUGAGAAGACAAGAUUUGGACUGGCUCUUGAAUGUGGCAACAUCGAGAUUGCUUUGGAGGCAGCAAAAACUCUGAACGACAAGGAUUGUUGGGACAAGUUAGGAGAGGCUGCCCUGCUGCUUGGCAACCAUCAAGUUGUUGAGAUGGCCUACCAAAGAACGAAAAAUUUUGACAAGUUGUGCUUUCUUUAUCUGAUCACUGGCAAUUUGGAGAAACUGAGGAAGAUGAUGAAGAUUGCUGAGAUAAGAAAAGAUUUGAGUGGUCAGUUCCAAACAGCUCUGUACCUGGGAGAUGUGCAAGAAAGGGUCAAGAUACUGAAGAACUGUGGGCAGAGAUCUCUGGCCUACAUGACGGCAGCUACGCACGGCCUGACCGAGGAAACCGAACAAUUAUCGUUGACUUUUGACCCCGAGAAAGAGAGCUUGCCCGAUGUUGACCCACGAGCACACCACUUGAGGCCCCCGGCUCCAAUCAUGCAGCAGGAAACUAACUGGCCUCUCCUUACUGUUGCUAAGGGAAUAUUCUUCGAUCCGACCCUCACCAAAGAAGCUGUCGGAGGACACAUCGUGUACACCGGUGAUGAAGACGUCGGGGAAGCCGGGCCCGGCUGGGGCGAAGAUGAUGUCGUCAUCGAUGAAGAUGGCUACGUGUUAGCGAAGGAGGACAGACAUGCGGAUGAAGCUGGGGCAGGGACCAGCGGCGCCGGAGGUGGCUGGGAUGUGGAAGAUGAUGACCUCGAACUUCCUGCUGGAUUGGAAAUUGGACCAAUUGGAGGAGGGAUGGAGAGUGGAGUCUAUCUACCCCCCACUAAAGGAGUUAGCCAAUCAGCGAACUGGUGCAACAACUCACAACUGCCUGUGGAUCACAUCCUGGCCGGCUCAUUUGAAACUGCAAUGAGGUUGCUUCACGACCAAGUUGGUGUGGUGGAUUUCCAGGCUUACAAGGAGAUCUUCCUGCAGACAUUCAUGAGGGGGCGGAGUUAUCACCUGGCCUGCCCGUCACUCGCACCUCUCACCACACAUCUCCAUAGGAAUUGGAAAGAAGCAGGAGCGAAAGCAGGGGUGCCAGCUGUUGGUUUGAAACUGAAUGACCUAGUGCAGAGGUUACAAAGUGCUUAUCAGCUGACCACACAAGGCAAGUUUGCAGAUGCCAUCGACAAAUUUCGUUCCAUCUUGUUAUCCAUUCCACUCUUAGUUGUUGACAAGAAGCAGGACAUAUCAGAAGCUCAGCAAAUGUUGGAGAUAUGCCGUGAAUACCUUGUUGGCUUAUGCAUGGAACUGGAAAGGAAGGAGCUGCCGAAGGAAACACUGGAUGAUCAGAAAAGGAAUUGUGAAUUGGCUGCCUACUUCACGCACUGCAACUUGCAGCCAGUGCACAUGGUCCUAACCCUGAGAACCGCACUUAACCUCAUGUUCAAGUUGAAAAAUUACAAAAUGGCUGCCUCUUUCGCCAGACGUCUGCUCGAUCUGGGUCCGAAACCUGAAGUUGCUCAGCAGACGAGAAAGAUCUUGGCAGCCUGUGAAAAAACUCCGACAGAUGCACAUGAGUUGAAAUAUGAUGAGCACAAUCCAUUCGAUAUUUGUGCAGCUUCUUACGUUCCUAUAUACAGAGGCAAGCCAGUUGUUAAGUGUCCGCUCAGUGGUGCUUGCUACCUACCACAGUUCAAAGGUCAAAUAUGCAGGGUCACCAAGGUCACAGGAAUUGGGAAAGAUACAAUAGGCCUCCGAAUCAGUCCUAUCCAAUUUAGAUGAAUAAAUUAUUUAUUAUUAAAUUUUUUGUUAAAUGUUUGUUAUAUAAGAAGGAGUAUCAACGACUUUAUUAUGAAUGAAUGAAUGAACAUUUGAUGAAUGAACGCCAGUCUGAUCGGUGAUCAUAAUGUCGCUAAAUUAUAUUUCAAUUGCUCUCAAUCAAUCAAUUGUUAAUUCUGUU
This is a messenger RNA of Helobdella robusta, 3908 nucleotides long. RefSeq lists its product as hypothetical. Lineage: Eukaryota; Metazoa; Annelida; Clitellata; Rhynchobdellida; Glossiphoniidae. The record is from RefSeq and is a predicted model, not a curated record. Gene Ontology annotation, cellular component: COPI vesicle coat. The coding region runs from base 44 to 3730 and encodes 1228 amino acids. Gene Ontology annotation, biological process: retrograde vesicle-mediated transport, Golgi to endoplasmic reticulum; intra-Golgi vesicle-mediated transport; intracellular protein transport. Gene Ontology annotation, molecular function: protein binding; structural molecule activity. The transcript is spliced from 35 exons.